AUGCAGUUUUCGAACAUGUCACUUGAAUCACCUUUUCUGUCAGAAUUUUUAAAUAUUCAGUUUCUUAAUCAAAUACCUUUCCAGUGUUAUCUACAUUUACCUUCACUUAGUUUUAAUCUUGAUAGUUUAUUUUACCGCCACUUCUUUUACAUUUAUAUAAGAACUAAUUCACGUCUGAUAAUGUGUACAUUACAUUGUAUUAAAUUGAAUAAGAACAGAUUUAUGCACCGAAUUACGAGUUACAAACGAAAGUUGGUGAAAUUAAGUUUACAACAACCUGCUAUUGAGAUAAAACUCACCAAUAACCUGAUUUCAUUACAUAUUGAUCAAACCCAUGCAGGAAAAUAUUUUUCAUUCAAUCAAAUAAUUCGAAAAUUUGUCAAAACUGAAAUUUAUUUUACAUUUGUUGUUUUUCUAAAUUAA
This is a messenger RNA of Schistosoma margrebowiei, 423 nucleotides long. Lineage: Eukaryota; Metazoa; Platyhelminthes; Trematoda; Strigeidida; Schistosomatidae. The record is from the annotation of a GenBank genome assembly.